AACCGUGUCAGAGGGCGACUGUGUAUAUCACCAACGAGGAAUGACCUAGUCAAGUUUUUUGUUUUUAAUCUGUUCCCUAUGGGGGUCUGCAGGUUCACAGUGGCCUUAAUGCGUUAGUGGCGUGAAGGAAUCAUCAAUGACAAAUGCAGUACUUAAGGUAUCUUCCUCAUGGAUAAUUAUAUUCCUUUCUUCUAUAUGUGACAUGGUUUGCACUAGACUAGUGUCUGGUCACUUGGCCAUGGUGUGUAAUACAUUAACCUGUAGUGUUGUCGAACAUUCCUCUAUCCUGUCUUAUCCUCAUUCAUUGUUGGGUCAUAGCGUUUCUUCCAAGCUUUGCCAUUAUUUUCAUGAUUGUACACCAGGGGGAUAUAUAUUCAAGCUGAAGCAAUAGAAAGACACAUUAUUCCAUAAUAAAGUUCAUUAUUGAUAUCUUAAUAUCUUUGGGGCUUGACUAGGUACGUUGGUGGAUUGAAAUGGCUGUAUAUGGAAUUGUGGACUGCGUUAAUAUUACAGUUUGGUAAGUAUUUGUGUGUAUGCACAUGUGUUUAUAUGUGUUUGUGCUCAUUUAUGUCCUUUUCCAUAUGUGUGCGCUGUUUGAACACCAGCAUGUGUAGCUGCCUCCUCUCCUGCCUGUCUGUCUGUGAAGUGUGCACUUGGAGAGGAUGGGGAUGCAGUUGCCAUGACAAUGGGGCUGUGUAUUCAGGAGUGCAGGCAGAGCUGCGAUUGGAGGAACCAAGCGAAGCGGGCGGGUGAAAUGCUGGAGCAAACCUGUCAGCCAGCAUCCCCCAUUCACUUCCACUCGGUAGAUCAGGAAGGUGAUAGAGACGCUUGGCUCUCAUCAAGGCUUCCAACCAUCUUCCACAAAACAUUUGACUAAAGGCAAGGACCACCUGAAACCCACCACCUCAGAUCCAGCAUGGCCACCAUUACCUGCACCCGCUUCACUGAGGAAUUCCAGAUGUUUGAGGAACUGGGCAAGGGAGCUUUUUCUGUGGUGCGUAGAUGCGUCAAGGUCCUCUCGGGGCAAGAGUAUGCUGCUAAGAUCAUCAACACCAAGAAGCUCUCUGCCAGGGAUCACCAGAAGCUGGACAGAGAGGCCAGGAUCUGCCGAUUGCUGAAGCACUCAAACAUCGUGCGUCUCCAUGACAGCAUCUCAGAGGAGGGGCAUCACUACCUGAUCUUUGACCUAGUGACAGGCGGGGAGCUCUUCGAAGACAUUGUUGCUCGAGAGUACUACAGCGAGGCCGACGCCAGCCAUUGUAUUCAGCAGAUUCUGGAGGCAGUGCUUCAUUGUCAUCAGAUGGGAGUCGUUCACAGAGACCUCAAGCCUGAGAACCUUCUGCUUGCCUCCAAGUCCAAGGGUGCUGCAGUGAAGCUGGCAGACUUCGGCCUGGCCAUCGAGGUUGAGGGGGAACAACAAGCCUGGUUCGGCUUUGCAGGGACACCUGGCUACCUGUCUCCUGAGGUCCUGAGGAAGGACCCAUAUGGCAAAGCUGUGGACCUGUGGGCUUGUGGUGUGAUCCUGUACAUCUUGCUGGUGGGCUACCCUCCGUUCUGGGAUGAGGACCAGCACAGACUGUACCAGCAGAUCAAGGCUGGGGCCUACGAUUUUCCCUCGCCUGAGUGGGACACUGUUACUCCAGAGGCAAAGGAUCUCAUUAACAAGAUGUUGACGAUCAACCCUGCCAAGCGCAUCACAGCCUCUGAGGUCCUCAAGCACCCGUGGAUCUCACACCGCUCCACUGUGGCCUCCUGCAUGCACAGACAGGAGACGGUGGAAUGCCUGAAAAAGUUCAACGCCAGAAGAAAGCUGAAGGGUGCCAUUCUCACCACCAUGUUGGCGACCCGAAACUUCUCCGGAGGUAACAAGGCCAACAAGAAGACGGAUGGUGUGAAGAAAAGGAAGUCCAGUUCCAGCGUCCAGCUGAUGGAAUCCUCAGAAAGCACCAACACCACUAUUGAGGAUGAAGACACCAGAGUGAGGAAACAGGAGAUCAUUAAGGUGACAGAGCAACUUAUAGAAGCCAUCAGCAAUGGAGACUUCGAGAGCUAUACGAAGAUGUGUGACCCCAGCGUGACAGCGUUUGAGCCAGAGGCUCUGGGUAACCUGGUGGAGGGCCUGGACUUCCACCGCUUUUACUUUGAGAACUUGUGGUCUAAGAACAGUAAGCCUGUCCACACCACCAUCCUGAACCCCCACAUCCACCUGAUCGGGGAGGAAGCUGCCUGCAUCGCCUACAUCCGCAUCACCCAAUACAUCGACACCAACGGCAUGCCCCGCACCGCCCAGUCGGAGGAGACACGCAUCUGGCACCGCCGCGACGGCAAGUGGCAGAUAGUCCACUUCCACCGCUCUGGAUCACCCUCCGCCAUCACCAACUGAGCUCCAGAGGCGGGAGGGUUUGAGUGAGACAUCUCUCUGAGUGACACAGGUGGGUGACCAGCUGGCUGCAUGGGGACACAGAGGGAUGCCCACCGACCGGCCUGAGGAAAUACGAGCCCACUGCAUCUCAUCUCUUUACUUGAAAUCAGAUUACUCCUCUCAACGCUGUCUGUCACAAGCCAAUCGCAUAAAUGUCACACCGUGUCAGGCUCUCAUGUAUGUAUAUAUGCUGUGCGUUUCAGGACCAUCUCGGCGCUUGUCAUUCGGUCUCUGCUCUGACUUUAUUUUUUUUCUAGUCAUGUUUCAUUGGCAGAGGCACAAUUAGUACAAAUGGAUGUAUGAGUGGGGUUGAAUCUCUAAAGCACUUGCCGUAAUCGCCGCCUAGAUCUUUUUUACACGUGACUUGGCCUUUUCAAUGCAGUUGCACUUACACCAUACCGUUACACACCGCCACGCCAUCCUCUGAACCCGGACUUGCAGGCUAUGAUAGAAACAUUGACGAUGUACCAUGUGUCACUGAACCAAAAUAUCUACUGUACAUGUUUGUUUAAUUUGACAUGGAUUGGAUUAUGAGAAGUGGGCAAGCAUUCACGGACAGUGAAAUGUUCCUUUUGAUUAUGGGUCUUAUGGUGUAUUCCACAGUUGAUAAUCCACCGCCCCAUGAUCAUGGUGCCUCGAGCACAUUUAGCGUAGACAACAGAGGAAACCGUACUUUCCCCUCACAGGUUUAAAUGAUUAAAUGGUGGACCGCUAGUCUGAAUAGACACUCACUCAGUGAUUCUUUAGGUUUUCCCAAUGAGGACUGUGGGUGUACAGAUCUUCCCCACCUAUUAGUGUUAUCAAUACAAACCCUCUUGCUGGUUAGAGCAGUUUAACUCACUUGCAACAGAUAGUGUAAAGAACAGUAUUCUGCCUAAUACAGUUUAAAGUAAGAAGCAAUUUGCAAAAGACCACUAACACUACCCCAGGACUUUCUGCAAUAAGUCAGAUUGUAAAAAAAUAAUUUAAAAAACUGAAUAGAGUGUGAUAAAGAUUUGGUGUGGAUUUUAAAAUGGCAAUGAUAUUAAGUGACUUUGUUUUAUCCAUGUGUUCCAUUCCUUCACUUUCUUUCCUCUCCAGUGUUAGCAUCACAUUAUAUUGCAUGCAAGUGUAAAAUGAGCGUUGGUUCUCUCUGCUUGGGCUUGUAGUCCUCAAAAUGUGUUAAAUGUGACAUUUCAGAUGUACUCUGAGAUUUUACCAGUGGUUUAUCUUUUUACUGUCAGAAGAAUGUAAAUACUGGACAAAUUAGAAAAUGAUAUCACCUCUACAAGCUACAGUAUAUGUUUCCCUAUGUGCAAACAAGGAAUUCCUCACAGAAUAUUUGAUUGUGCUGUGAAAAACUGCCCGAAAGGGAUUUAGCUUUUUUUUUCUUCCAAAGUUGUAUACUAUUGGCAGUUCACUAUAGAUGAAUAUCCCACUUUGUACUGCAAAGCAAUUUGUGAACAAAUCCGCUGAAUAUGGCAAAUGUUUUCCUCAAAAUAUUUGAUAGGGAAGGAGACACCAAGAACCCCAACUGCCAAAUUCUCUGUGUCUUUUCUAGAACUGAUUCUACAGAAUGUAUACUUGUUUUAUACAGUAGUUUAGUCUUAUUGUGAUAAUGGACAGGCCUACUGCCACUUUAAUAUGGCAUUAGAACUUCAAUCAGACUGUUGCUCUGAUGUUGAGGUUGUUCCACUCCUCGCACCGUUGACAGGAGCACAUUGAGAGGACCUUAUGGUACUGUAUAAGAGCACGGCUUUUUUUAAUAUUCUGGGUAAGUUACACUUUCUUUUGAGGCAUGCACGUUUGUAACGUACCGAAGUUGACGUGUGUGUGUGUGUUUAGAAAAAUACAUUUUCUAAAGGGUCAAAGUAGUAAUUUGCCGUCGUUAUAUAAUAUCUUGUGAAUGUGGGGCUGUAAAUAAAAGGAUAUUAUAAUGUCAAAGGCAUUGCCCGUCUUUUA
Oncorhynchus tshawytscha (Chinook salmon) is the source of this 4363-nucleotide messenger RNA. RefSeq names its product calcium/calmodulin-dependent protein kinase type II subunit alpha. Lineage: Eukaryota; Metazoa; Chordata; Actinopteri; Salmoniformes; Salmonidae. Gene Ontology annotation, cellular component: cytoplasm; neuron projection. The transcript is spliced from 19 exons. The record is from RefSeq and is a predicted model, not a curated record. Gene Ontology annotation, molecular function: calcium/calmodulin-dependent protein kinase activity; calmodulin binding; ATP binding. Gene Ontology annotation, biological process: protein phosphorylation. Bases 917 to 2383 code for a protein of 488 amino acids.